AUGCAAAUUUGUGGUCCAAUUGUAAAUUGUACUUACAACGCUUAUGACGGUCAACAAGGAGAAUGUAGAAUAGCUAAUGAAGUUCCUAUAGAUUAUAUUCAUUUCAAUGAUCCCCGUUGUCCUCGUUAUUCUUUUAACUAUCAAGAGGAGUUAAAGAUAACAAUAAUUCCUAACAUCACUGAGAACUAUUUAGACGUCACUGAAAGCUUUUUAGAUGGACUUGAAAUAGAUAAAUAUUAUCCAUCAGACAGAAUUUUAUAUAAAAAAUCUGUUUCUUUACAUCUUAUGAGCGAACAAACUAAUAUCAUAUAUUGGUCACCUACAAUUGUAAAACGAAUAUUUAGUAAAUAUGCAUAUGGUCUUGCAGGUGGAAAGAGUAUAGAAUAUGCCAGCUUUAAUGCACAUACGAGCAUAACAACUUUAAACACUCCAAAUAUAACAACGCUUGUACUAAGAUCCACUUCAAUGGAUAUUCAUCAUCAAGAAGAAACUUUUUAUGAUCUUGGUACAAUUAUAUCGAGUAUUGGUGGAUUCUUCAGCUCUUUAUCUGGAAUUUUUGUAUUUUUAUUUGGAGCAUCUAAAUUAGCACCAUGGGGAUUUUUGCAAAUACAUGUAUUUAAUUGCCUAUGUACAAAAUAUCAAAGAAAAUUCGUAAGGAAACUUAAAAAUAAUUACGAACCAAUUCCAUUCGUCAGUGGAAGAACUAAAAAUUUUACUUUGGAAGAACGUGUUCAAAGUAUCGAAAAUAUGCUACAAGAAUAUUAUCUUGAUACGGAUUUUUUGAAUAUAUUAUUAGAAAACAAUGGUAAAGUUGAUAAAAUUAAAAAUUGA
Molecule: messenger RNA, 831 nt
Organism: Rhizophagus irregularis DAOM 181602=DAOM 197198
Lineage: Eukaryota; Fungi; Glomeromycota; Glomeromycetes; Glomerales; Glomeraceae
Source: RefSeq, a predicted model, not a curated record